Messenger RNA from Symbiodinium sp. CCMP2592, 1095 nucleotides. The record is from the annotation of a GenBank genome assembly. NCBI's taxonomy places the organism in Eukaryota, Dinophyceae, Suessiales, Symbiodiniaceae.
AUGGUGAAGGACUCGUACAGUUCGCAGUCGCUGCAGACAGGUGGACGCCAUGCUUUUGUAUCCGGGCAAAAGUUUGUGUAUGAUCUCAUCGACUGCAUGAAGAAUGACUUUCAGAGUCAGUACCUCAUCUGGCAAGACUUGUUCCGGCGAAGCGAGUAUCACCAGAGUGUGCAGACUCGCGAGGCGUCACUGAUUCUCUCGGCGAUCCGAGCUGUGCCCAUACCAUUUGUCAAGAUUUGCGAGGAUGUCGGUCAAGCAAUGUGCAGGGCAGUUGCUGACGUGGAAGGUCAGCACGCGAGCCAGCAUGGCUCUAUUCUGGACAGGUUCGAAGCAACGUGUCAAAGCUUGCUUGAGAAAGUGGCAAACGACGUGCCCGAGCUUGAUUGGCUCUGCGAGAGAGUCGACUUGUCUCUCAGAUCAUUCAACAGCACCCGCGCGCAGCUGGGUCAGAUAUGCCAGUCCCUCAUUGCCGGCUACUUCUUCCAUGCCUCUGGUUUCCGCUGGUUCCAGGUGAACGGGACCGGGAAGCUUGUCCAUUGCAACUCCUACGGUUGCAUCCGUGACCAUGACACCGACGAGGAUGCACUAUGCCGCAAGUUGGAGCAAGUCCUGGAAGAUGCUCCAGAAGCAUUUUGGCUCACUGCCAGCGAGGGGCGUCCCCGAGAGACGGAGUGGAGAGGCAAGAAGGUGGAAGUUGCUUGCAGCUUUGAGCAUGAUCUGGAAGGCCCAUUGAGCAGGCAUUUGAUCUCUGCCGAAGUAGCAGAGCGCUGCAAGCAAGGACUGGAGUUCUGGGGAGUCUCUGAUUCGAGCAGCACUGCUCUGAAGUGUGCAGUGGGCUUUACGUACUACUACUUUGGACUUGCAGAAAUCCUGGCGAGCCGCUCCACUGCUGCGAUGUUUGCCCUGGCUAGUGACAACUACUCAGAAGAGUACAUGCGGUGUCGCCAGUUCCUGCAAGGUCACCGACCACUCAAGCUUUUGGAAAGUGCUGUCACAGCACACUGCGAGUCCACACACGAAGACGAUGCAGAGGCUGAGCAGCCGGCCAAGGAGGUCGAUGACGAUAAUUACUUGAACUUCUGUGCAUGGAUCUGA